This is a messenger RNA of Exophiala viscosa, 1014 nucleotides long. Its product is annotated as vacuolar assembly/sorting protein. Lineage: Eukaryota; Fungi; Ascomycota; Eurotiomycetes; Chaetothyriales; Herpotrichiellaceae. The transcript has 4 exons. The record is from RefSeq and is a predicted model, not a curated record. Gene Ontology annotation, biological process: protein transport; late endosome to vacuole transport; endosome transport via multivesicular body sorting pathway. The coding region runs from base 214 to 879 and encodes 221 amino acids. Gene Ontology annotation, cellular component: multivesicular body; ESCRT III complex.
CCCUGGAAAAAGAGGAUUAAACAUUAGGCCGAUCCGCCCCGGAGUUUUGACCCUUCAACGUCACUGGCUGUCUGCGGCUUGUCGCUGUAGACAACCACAUCUCUCCCACCAUAGCCAAAAGACAGCGACUGCAGGGUCAUCUAAAAGGCCUCGUGUGCCGAUACAAGAAAGUGCGAUCUAAUCAUUCUCGUUUGUGCUCCUCGCCUCGCUACCAUGAACAUAAUAGAAUGGGCCUUUGGCAAGCGCAUGACGCCCGCCGAGCGGCUACGCAAGCAUCAACGGGCACUUGAGAAGACCCAACGUGAACUCGAUCGCGAGCGAGUCAAGCUUGAAAAUCAGGAGAAAAAGUUGGUAGCAGAUAUCAAAAAGAGCGCAAAGAAUGGCCAGAUUGGCGCCUGCAAGAUCCAGGCAAAGGACCUGGUCCGGACAAGGAGAUAUAUUCAGAAAUUCUAUCAGAUGAGGACACAACUACAAGCCAUCUCUUUACGGAUACAGACCGUCCGGAGCAACGAGCAGAUGAUGCAAUCCAUGAAGGGAGCCACCAUGCUGCUGGGCAGCAUGAACAGACAAAUGAACUUGCCAGCGCUGCAGAGGAUAGCGAUGGAAUUUGAACGUGAGAACGACAUCAUGGAUCAACGGCAAGAAAUGAUGGACGACGCUAUUGACGAUGUGACUGGUCUUGAGGACGAAGAAGAAGGCGAAGAAGUUGUCAAUCAGGUGUUGGAUGAGAUUGGCGUAGACCUCAACAACGCUCUCGGCGAAACGCCAACAGGCAUACAGAAGACGGCGGUCGCUGAUAACAGGGUGGCCCAGGCAAUUGGCGGCGGAGGCGGUGAAGAUGAUGAUUUGCAGGCUAGGCUUGAUAGUCUACGGCGGUGAGGAACAUCUCGUCUCGAUAUAGAGACACAAGACCUGAAUAAGCGUGGAGGGUCACAACGCAUAGCAGGUCCAUAACGGGAUCUUAAUAGCCUAGAGGCCUUCCACGAGGCUUUGAAAGAAGCGUUCGUGCCCAAG